AUGUCCGGAGUCAUGACAGGCCUAGGGGAUUCCACGUAUGGAAAACGAAAACUUCAGAUCAAGAAAGAAGAUUUGUACAUGUUGACGGCCUUGUGGAUGGAACAAUCUCCAUGGGCCAUGACGACAACGGACUCGGAUAAAGAAAGAAUUGUGGGCGCAGUGUUCGUUCAACCAAACGAUCGAGUUCUCUCUGUUGAUUGUAGCAGAGAAAAUGAUGGUGGUAUUGUACAUGGUGCGAUCAGAGCGCUAAUCAAGUACCCAGAUCAAGUCGAAGGUUGCUACGUUUAUUUGUCAAGACARCCGUGCGCUCACUGCGUAAAGAUGCUUGUUCAAGCAGCCGUCAAGAAAGUGUUCUACCUGCCUUUGAAGCCUGAGAAAGAUGAGCAAGAAGAAAACAGGAGUGUUGAUGCAUUAUUUAAAGUAAGCCCAGUAAGCAGAGAAGUCUAUGUCCCAAACAUCACCAAGGGUGAUUUAGACGAACUCGCAUCAGCAAAUAAAAAGAAUCUAUAUGGUAAACGCAAAUUAGAAAAAGACGAAAGCGUCGCAUUAAAGGUUGAAUGGGAGGAAUGGAAGGAUAACGAUAUCGUAGCUAAGAUUGGUUGGGAUGAAUACUCCGAUACAGAAAUCAAAAAUCAGGUAGACGAAGAUAUGAAAUUGUUUUUCAAAUGGUAUGUUCAGGGAAUCUUGGAAACAGGAGACAAAGAAGAGAUGGCUUGGGAAAAAGUUGAAGACAACUCGAGCGCUGGAGAUAAAGAGGAAGUAGAAACCCCAGACGAGGACGAAGAUGAGUUUGAUCGCGAAGUUGCCAACCAUUUGUCACGCCUUGCUCAAAUGCUGUCCAACCGAACAGACGACCCUAAUACUGGAGUAGGUUGUGUCAUCACCAUUGACAAAGAGAUUGUUGCUAUCGGCUGGAAUGGCUACCCUUCUAAAGCACUGUACGGUAACCAUCCACGAGGUUCCAAAGAAGAUAAAGCGAAAAAGAAGUACCCACAUAUCAUCUACGCACUCGAAAACGCUUUGCUUUUCAGGAAUCGUAGAGAGCUCGAUGGAUGUGUUGUAUAUCACACCAUUGUACCAUCAGACGAAGGUAUCUCCAUGCUGUACCAAGUAGGCGCCAAAGUACUUGUCCUGCCGUCAUUUCUCCAAGAGGAUGAACUAAAAAAGGAAAAGCCCCUAUUUUAUAACUGCUUGCCGGAAAAGAAGUUGGAUGUGUACCGUCAUAUAAAAGGCUAG
This is a messenger RNA of Actinia tenebrosa (Australian red waratah sea anemone), 1236 nucleotides long. RefSeq names its product dCTP deaminase-like. The record is from RefSeq and is a predicted model, not a curated record. Gene Ontology annotation, molecular function: dCMP deaminase activity. Gene Ontology annotation, cellular component: cytoplasm. NCBI's taxonomy places the organism in Eukaryota, Metazoa, Cnidaria, Anthozoa, Actiniaria, Actiniidae.